Messenger RNA from Bathycoccus prasinos, 810 nucleotides. Its product is annotated as RNA pseudouridine synthase family protein. The transcript is spliced from 2 exons. The coding region runs from base 1 to 810 and encodes 269 amino acids. Gene Ontology annotation, biological process: pseudouridine synthesis. The record is from RefSeq and is a predicted model, not a curated record. Lineage: Eukaryota; Viridiplantae; Chlorophyta; Mamiellophyceae; Mamiellales; Bathycoccaceae. Gene Ontology annotation, molecular function: pseudouridine synthase activity; RNA binding.
AUGCAGCUUUCACUCAACUCUCAGUUUAAGCUUUUGAGUUUUAGUCAAAUACUAUUGAACUCAGCAAACAGAAGAAAAAGACUUCAAGGAAAUUUCCAUUCCUCGAGUAAAGGAACUUCUCUGCAUGACAAUCGUUCUGAGAGGAGUUCUGCAGCUCCUUUGCAAAGGAUUAGCAAACUUCUUGCUUGUAACGGUAUUUGUAGCCGGCGUGAAGCAGAAAUUUUGAUUGCCAACGAGCAAGUUCUACUCAAUGGUGAUACUGUGGUUUUGCAAGGUUGGAAGGCUUCAGAAGAAGACAUCAUAGAAGUUACUCAAGCUGGACAAGCUUGGCUAGAUAGAAAAGUUACACUUGUUUUGAAUAAGCCUCGAGGAUAUGAGAGCAUGUCUUCGUUGGAAGUCAAGGCGAGUGCCUUAGCUUUAAUCUGCAAGGAAAAUGAACACUUAUCUGAGCACAAAAAUGAAAGCGAAAGGAAUUUUAAAUGUGAACAGGAAGUUUUGAAUACUUUGAGCACAGUUGGACGUCUCGACAAAGAGAGUCGCGGGCUUCUGAUAUUCACUGGAGAUGGUUCCUUGGCUAGAAAGCUGAUAAAUGUCAGUUCAACUCCUAAAAGAUACCUUGUCACUGUUGAUGAAGACGUACAUAAUGGUCAUAUCGACUUUUUGAGAGGACAAUUGUACAUAGACGGUGAAGCUCUUUUGACGAUGUCUGUUGAUUAUAUUAGUCCUAGAGUGCUUGCAUUCACGUUGACAGAGGGUAAAAAUAGACAAAUUCGACGCUGUUGUGCAAUGGUUGGUCUACCUUUGAGCUAG